This is a messenger RNA of Plasmodium gallinaceum, 864 nucleotides long. Its product is annotated as TRAP-like protein, putative, fragment. Lineage: Eukaryota; Apicomplexa; Aconoidasida; Haemosporida; Plasmodiidae. Bases 1 to 864 code for a protein of 287 amino acids. The record is from RefSeq and is a predicted model, not a curated record. The transcript has a single exon.
AUGAAUGGAGGAAAACAAGUAAUCGGUGAAGAAACAAGAGAACAUGGAAAACAAGAAAUCAGUAAAGAAACAAAAUAUCCUAAUUCACAAGAUGAAAAAAUAAAUGAAAAUGAUAUAACUAAAGAAACAAUUAAUAACGAUCAAAAUAAGAAAGGCAUAUUAAUUAAUGAACAUCAAAAAAUUAGUGAUAAUGUGAGUGGAGUAAAUAAUGAAAUCGAUAAAAUAAUAAGAGAACAUGGAAAACAAGAUAAAAAAAUGAAAAAUGAUGAUGAUAUAGAAGAAACGUUUCAUUCUGAUCAAAAAAAGAAUGAUAAAUUAACUAAUGAACAUCAAAGUGGUGAUAAUAUGAAUGGAGGAAAACAUGAAAUCAGUAAAACAACAAAAGAUCCUAAUUCACAAGUUGUAAAAAUAAAUGAAAAUGAUACUACAAAAGAUACAAUUAAUAACGAUCAAAAUAAGAAAGGCACAUUAAUUAAUGAACAUCAAAAAACUAGUGAUAAUGUGAGUGGAGUAAAUAAUGAAAUCGAUAAAAUAAUAAGAGAACAUGGAAAACAAGAUAAAGAAAUGAACAAUGGUGACAAUAAAGAAGAAGAAAUAUUUCAUUUUGAUCAAAACAAGAAUGAUAAAUUAACUAAUGAACAUCAAACUUAUGAUAAUAUCGAUAGAGAAAAACAAGAAAUUAGUAAAACUAUAAAAGAUCCUAAUUCACCAGAUGAAAAAAUAAAUGAAAAUGAUAUAACAAAAAAAACAAUUAAUAACGAUCAAAAUAAUAAUGAUUCAUUAAAGGUACUAAAAAGUGAUAAAAACAAAAAAAAAAUAAAAAUAUAUGCAUAUUUCAUAAAAGUUAGAAUACAAUUUAUAUAA